CCCGCCUGACAGACGCCUCUUCCUUGCAGGAGCGGCGACGCCUCCCCCCGCCGGCGCGGCGCUGCCGGAGCGAGGGCGGACUGACGCCUCAUGUCCGCCGCGGGGCAGGAGCUCCACGCCGCCGGCCUGCCGGGCGCCCUGCCCGCCGAGCGCCCCGCCCCGCCGGGGGCCGCGGGCGGGCGGGCGGCCCUGGGGCUGCCCCCCGAGCCCCGGAGAGCGCAUGGCCGGGCCCUCCGUGCCCGGGAGGCGCCCCAGCGGCAGCCCCUGGAGGGCGAAGCGGCGCGCCCGGAGGAGGAGGAGGAGAUGAUGCGGGGCGGCGGCUUCGCGGGGCCCCGCUGGGGCGAGGGAGGCCCGAGGGAAGGCGCCGUCGCGGCGAAGGGCGGGCGGCUCGUUGCCCGGCCAGGGCUUGUAACCUGCGAAGAAAACAGGCGGUCAGAAGAGAAGGAGCUUCAGCUAAUCCAGAAGGAGAGAGAAUGUAUUCCAAGUCCCUCACGUGUUGAAAUAAAAGGCCUGCUGCAGAAUCUAGAAGAAAACCCAGCAAAAGUGCAGGUAGCAUCUGAAAAGCAAUCAAGCCUCAUGAGAGAAGCACCAGGUAUGAAGGCUGAUGGGACUAGGCUGUAUGGUAAAACAGGAGAGCACAGUGCCCGAGGGAGGACAGGUAUUGUGCCUGAGGCCAGUCAGUGCUCAGGUGGAGGCACAGUCAUGGCCCGAGUUGCAGUUUCAGGAACUGACAGCUUAGUCUCUCAAGAGCCUCUGAGUCCUGCCUCCCCCGAAGAAGAGGAAGAGGAAGAAGAAGGUGGUGGUAAAGGACUCUCAGCCUGUGCCAGACAGACCGGGGAAGAGACAUUUCAGAAUCCAGGCCAAGAAAUGAAUGCCGUUUUUAGCAAUCGUCCAUCAGUUCGGCAGGAUACAUUCAGCAUGCACAGUAAUAGUGGCCUUGCCCUGGCUUUGGGUGCUUGCCUACCAGGCCUGAGUUCUGAAGCCACAGGUCAUACUUUUCAAGGUAGCUCAACAAUCAGAAAUACACCCUGGGGUGACCACACAGAUCUCUUUGAAGUUGCCUGUGAAGUGCAGGAGGAGAGCUUAAAGAGCAACCAAAACUGUGAAAAGGUUCUGGGAGAAUGGGCCUCUGAACCGAAUGUGGUUGGGGCUAUGUGGCAGACUGGGAGCGCUGAAGGUGAGCUGUCUAACGAAGAUGAUCUAGAGCAGAAAGGGGAUGAUAGUACGGCUCCUCCUUGUAGCUGUGCACAUGAAGGAGCAAUUGAAAUCCAGAAGGGAUCUGCUGUGCACAACUGCUGGAAAGAAGAAGAUGAACAUUUUCAUUCAGGGUGUGGCAGAUUUCCCAUUCCAGCUAAACAGCUAACAGUGUCAAAAGAUGUGCAUUCAGAAAUGGGCAUCUCCUCCCUUUGUGAGGUGGUCCAGGCAUCAUUUGAAGACCUAAAACUAGGCUCUUCGGAGGUUGGCGGUAUCCAAGAGGAUAAAGAUUCUUUUCUCUCUCGUGAAAGAUUGCUUGCUAUUGCAAAAGAAAAUCAGACUCUUUUGUUGAAAGGAAGUAACUUUGGCUGCUUUCAGAACAAUGGCAGCAGAAGUAUCCCUUCACUUCGCAGCUGUUUGGAUUAUCACCUUGACUUUGGGGGAAAUGGUUCGCCACGAGUGGAACCUAAGGACAAUCUAGGGACAGCCAUCCUCAUCUGUGAGUCAGCUCUGCCUCUGUGUGCUACCGGUUCUCCCAGUGGAAUAGAUGUCAAUGUAUUUGCUGAUGGAAAAAGCCUUAACAUCCCUCAACUCUGUGACAGGCUUCCAUUUACCAAGAAAGCUAAUACGAGUUUAGGUCACAGAGGGGCCUUGGACAGCCUGUCCCGAAAGGAAGUCAUUGUGAUGCAGAGCAUUAGUCCCUUGCAUUGUCACAAGAAAGCAUUUGCUUCAAGUCAGAAUAGUAGCAGAUGUGCUGUAAUGAAUGAAGGGACCUGGGAAAUGGCCAGAUGCGUGCUGAGGGGGGCAGGAAAGGGGAGGCCUGGUAUGGAAACCCUCUGGGGAGGAGCGUUCUGUUCUAGUGACCAGGGCACGAAUGAUUUUUGUUCUGCUACCAAGGAGUUCUAUGCCCCGUCAAGAAAUCUCUCCUUGGAUUGUAACUAUCCACAAAAAGGGCGAAGAGGGACAGCCACCAAAAUAUCGCAUGGCUUGGGAAUAAGCCCAGUCCCUUUUGUGUCCAGUGGGAAAUUCACCUUUCUGCAGACAUUUUACAAUACAGCAUGCAACUGCUGUCCCUACAGAAAUAACUGCGUGGACCUGGACAGAGCAGGAAGCACCUUGGACUCAGUUUGCUCUCUGGACGCUCCCUGCUCUAGUCUGUUUAAGGCAGGAACUUCUGAGGCAGAAGCUGAAAACGGGAGGGUUGACGGCGAUGAUGCUUUUGUCAAUUCAGAAGGUAUUCUGGAUGGUAACAGUAAUAUUUUUCCUCCCUAUGAAAGAGUAGAAGUCAACAAAGCUUCAUUUGGAGCUGAUGCUGGUGGAAUGAAAACAAUGAAGAAUGUAAUAGUGUGUAACUAUACUUUGACACCCAGCCCAUCUCUCCAGCUAGCACUUGGUGGAGACCUGAGCAAAAUUCUCCACCUUUGUGAAGCCAGAGUUAGAAAAGCUCAAAGCCUAGAAGAACAGGAAAAAUACCAGAUUCAUCCCUCUUUCUUAGCACUUAAUCUCUCUGAUUUAAAGCUGAAGGACUCUUCUGUAUGUACUACAGUUUCCGCUCAGCAAAGGGAAUCCAUUUAUUGGAUGAAAAUACUUCUUUAUCCACGUUAUUUUCUUGAUAGUUGUUCCUUGUUUAAACAGAAAAAUGAUUCACCAGAGAGAGAGUUUCUAGGAUGCUGGCAGUCUUCCUUAAUUUUCUAUAAGAAAGUAGAUUAUCAUGAUUUGCAAACUCUGAUCAGUUCAGCUAUAAAAUAUAUCAGGUGUAAUGAAAAUGAAUCAUUGCAUUCAAAGAUUGGCCACAACCUAUCCCCACCAGUUACUGCAUCUUUAACAGAAUAUUAUCACAAUACAUUUCAGCAAAAUACACUUGGUGAAGAGUCAUCCAAUAACCUGGGAUCAGAAUUAACUGGCAAUCUAUUGAAAGAAGACUCUGUAGAAUCACAAAGUACCAGGAUACUAUUAGGAUACUUAGAAUGUACUUCAGAAUUACUGAACUGGAAUGAUUUUGUUAAAAAUCAGGCUCCUCAGUCAAAAGCUGAUGAACUCAAUUCUGCCUCUGAAUCAGCCAACAAAAGUCCUUCGGAGAAGUUAAACUUUAAAAAUGGAUCAUUAUCUGACAGUAAAUUGGCUUCAUCUCCUAAUCAGACAUCUUUUCAAACAGACCCUACAAUUCCUGCCAAGGUUAAAGGUCAGAAAAGAAUGAAAGGACUACAUUUAAAGUCAUAUGGAAAAAGAGAAAUAUCUAGUUUGAUGUGUACAGGCUUAGGCUUGCAGGCUCCUCAGAAUAAAAAAAUGUGCUUAUCUCAAAAAGAGGAAGCGCUAACUUCCCCUUCUUUGAAAGCUCAUGACUCUCCCCUUGCCAGAGAGUGUAUUCUAGCAACUGUGGGGCUUGAAAGAGAAGCUGAUUGCCGUGUCAGCCCAUCAGGUUUGGAAACUGAAUGGGCAAGCAGCUCCGUCAGACAAGAUACCCUUGUAGAUUGCCCUCUGGGUAGCAGGGAAAUAUCCCAGCACCUAGAAGGUGCCAAACAAGGGUCAGGAGGAGUAGAAGAGAUUGUAGCCCUGUCAUCCAAGACUUCAGAACAGUCCUUGGAGGCGAAACAGAAUUUGGAAGCCGACCAGAGAGAGGGUUGCCAAACAGCUGGGAUGACAGAAUUACCGAUUCCUAUUCUUUCUGACACUGACGAGUCUUCAGAAGCCCUCUUAGAAAAUUUAAUGUUUCCUGUCAGGGAUGGAAAGGUCAUGUUUUCAUUCAAAGGUGCAGUCCACACAAGACUUCCUGUCUGCUUGCCUGAAGAUAUUUCAGAAUUUGAUUCCAGAAAAGCCAAAGAUUCCUCAGAACCAACAGUUACUCCACGGCAUGCAGCGAACCUGAGUUACGCACUGCAAACUAACCCUUUAUUCUCCUCAAGAAAACCAGCAGAACACCUUGGCAGCUCAAUGUUGUCCUCCUCCCAAGAGGAUGGGAUAUUAGAAAGUUCCUCCAGGUGGUUCAAUAGUAAAGAAGGACAUUUGCUGAGGGUAGAGAGCAGCCAGGAGCUGGCAGGAGGCCCAGAGAAAGUAUUGGAAGGUCACCUGGUUGACAAGAGUAUCCGGAGGAGAGAUUCUGAAGCAGGGGCUCGGCCGCUUCGGCAGAAAGAGAAGCCCAAGGUGAAAAGAAAGCUUGCUGUCGGACAGCCUUUAGGCAGCUUUUGCGAUGAGGAUGCUGGGAGCCCGGAAGGUCCUGGACAACGGACCUUUUCUUCCGUAGGAGGCGUUGUGCAGAAGAGGGAGUGGGAAUCCCCUUUCCAGGCUGUAAGCAAAUCAAAAAGGCAAAAGAGAGGCCAGGGGUGUAAGGAGACCACAAGCCUGAAUCUUUGCUUCAGGAGUCGUAGCCAGCAGGCAAACAGCUGGCCCAGCUCCGUUCCAGCUUUCGGCACGUUGCAUCAAGCUGUUGGCUGUCACCAGAGCAGCAGCACUGGUGCCUUUGGGUGUUCAUGCCCAGUAAGAUCUUUUCCACCGUUCCGGAAACCGUCAGGAGCAGCCAGUGUAAAACUUGGUGUACCAAGCUGGCUCAGGGCACCGAGAAGCUGUCCUCUGACCUCAGGAUCUUCUUUCCCAAAGGCUCCCCCUGAGACUGUCCCCAAGGAGAACGGCGAACUCGCUUGUGCUGCACCAUUAGCCACAAGGCCAGCAGCCCCCCACGCCCCAAAGGCUGUCCUCUGGGACCAACCAGCAAAGCAGCAAGGCAGCCGGAGCAGCCUGCCGGCCUCCUUCUGGCUCGGCGGACACACCAAAGACGCCGCCUUGCUGCUGAGGCUCUCCACGUUAGCUGAGGAACUGCUGGCCCCCAAAGGCAAGCCGCUCCUGCACUGUGGUGCACUGCUUCCUUCAGCUGAAAAGCGGAGCCAGCUUAGGAGGAGGAAGCUGCUGGACAUCUUUUCCUUUGCCAGCUUAAAGUUAGACUCUCAUCAGUGGCCCAACAGCAGCAGUUGCUGCUUCAAGAUGGUGGGCUCCCAGGCUCUGCCAGUGUAUUCCAUCGAAUCGACAGUCCUGUGCUUCUUUGAGCUGAGGAGCAAAAGCCCCUGCGUGUGCAGCCCUCCAGCUUUCCCUGUGUCUUUCCACAAUCAAAUGGAUGCUGGCCCAACCGGGAAGCUCCCCAAGACUGGGCCCCCGGGCCCCGCCUCCAGAUUAGCUUUGGGAGGUCCACAGCCUCAGUGGCCCCCAGGACACAGCCUCACUUGCCCUCUGCCUCAGAGCUGCCCGGGUUUCACGCCAAUCCAGAAAGACGCCGAGCCAAGCUCCACGCCAGCCCCCCGGGGGGGAGGGGCAGCCACUCGGAGAACAGGCUCCCUCGCCCGUGGCCUCCCUACAGCCUUAGCCUUGUUUUCCCCCGGCUGCCAUCGCGUUUGGACAAGGAAAAGGCGUCUCGGGAGUCGGAUCCCGGCCAUCCAGAGGCUGGCCCUGCUGCAGUUUGCCCAGGGCUUGAAGGGGCUCAGGCAUUGCACUUCUGUGUCGACCGACCUCUUCUCUUCCUCGCCCUAUUUGCUGGGCAGGGUUCUGUCCAUAUGGAGCCAGCACAGUCCUUCCACCCUCCUCUCCAAAUUUACUCCUCUCCAUUCCGGUCCCUGCAAGGGACAGCCAGACGGUCCUGCAACUGCAGGCCUGGGCCGCAGGAACAGCUUCAGCCUGCCGCCCCUGGUGCCCGGCCCACUGAGCGACACUUGCAGGGCUGGAAAUAAUGGCGUGAGGUUGGAACCAUUCUUGUCUGUGCUGUUGCCAGCACCUUGCUCAGCUUCGGAACCAGCUCACUCUCCUCUGGGAUUUCCAGCUCUUGGAUCUGGAGAUAAACGUGAUGCUUGUGUCCCAGCGUUGCCUGAGGCUGGAACUCGGCUUGAAAAAGACAAGUCAGAGAACAGGCCAAAGAAAGUGUCUCAGAUCCGGAUUCGGAAGGCAGUUCCUAAGCCAGAUCCCAACCUCACCCCCAUGGGGCUUCCCAGGCCAAAGAGGUUAAAGAAAACUGAAUUCAGCUUGGAGGAAAUAUAUACCAAUAAGAAUUACAAAUCUCCCCCUACAACCAGGUGUCUGGAAACCAUUUUUGAAGAGCCAAAAGAGAAAAAUGGGUCUUUAAUCUCAAUCAGCCAGCAGAAAAGGAAACGGAUUUUGGAGUUCCAGGACUUCACCCUUCCCCGGAAGAGGAGGGCUCGCAGCAGAGGCAGAGCGGUGGGUGGCUACACUCGGGCCCAGAAGGCAGCCAUAGAAGGAAGAGAACUUGACGUCCUCCUGAUUCAGAAACUGACAGACCUUGAAACGUUCUUCGCCAAGGAGGAGAGGCAGGAGCCGGUGUCGGGCAGUUGAGUUUGGGUCAAUUGGCUGGAAGAGGCUGAGCUCUUUCAGUGGCCUGGUGUGCCUGGAAAGGGAGCUUCGUUUUCCCAAACCAGCCACUCCGCUUGGGCCAACCUAUCUGACUGAGUCAUAGAAAUAUUUUCCUAUAUGUUGGAGGAGAAUAAUUAAUUUCUGUUAACAUUAUCAAACAGCCCUGUCUUUAGCCUCCGUUAUCCCUGGGAAUUGACAUCUGCUGGGUUUUUCAAAAUCCGGGUAAAAGCAUAGGGCAGAACAAAGGCUAAAGCACCUUCAAAGACAUUAGGAUUGUAAGGACUUCCCAAAGCUAGCCAUGUGUUUGCCUCUGCUGCUGCUCUUGUUCUGGAACCCUGGUAACGUUGCAGCCAGGGUGAGGGGUUUUUUAAAAGUUUUUUUUUAGCAGAUCUGUUUGCAUUGUCAGGCAGCAGGACCCCUUGUGCCCAUCAGCAAGCACGUCUUGCUCAAAGAAGAGAAAACUCUGCAUGGCAUUUCCAUCCUUUGUUACCUGCAAGAGUUUUCUGUAGUCCUCUUGUCCCAAAUUGUGUUUGGUGGCAGAAGACCCAGAGAGAGCUACUUGUUGCACUUUGCUUUGCUGUGUGAGGACCCAGUUCAGAGGUUCACCUCACAGUUCCUGCAUUAGGAGAUGCAGGACCACUAGGGAGAGAUUUUACUCUCUGUUCCGCCUUCAUCAUACUCUGUUCUGCAGGCUUCCUCUCUUGUUGAUUUCAGUCUUGGAAUUGGGGCCAGUGAAUUUGGUGUAGAUUUUAAUUGUGGCGUUAUACCAGAAUGCCAAUGAGACCUCAACAAUCCCUCAUUUUUGUGUGUGUUUCUCCCACCACCUCAACUAUCACUCAGCACCUGUUGUUACUUCCUGUUGUCCUGAUUCUGCCUUGUUUGGGGCCCACGUACAGCGAAUUGUACAAAUGCAGCAUCAGGAGCUGGUUGGUAGCAUGAGCAGCUGAGCAUUCCUGGAUCCUGGUGGAAGCUGGUGGAAGUAGCUGUACAAAGCCACACAGAGGAAAUUUUAGACUUGUGCUUUUCCUUAUGGGGAUGUUUCUGUGCUUGGGAGACUGUUAAAUAUUUAUCUUAACUGAAAAUUUUACAUGAUGAUCAACAGCUGUUAGCUGUCUCUAGUGCCUGCAGUUUGGGCCAGGUUUAAUGGCUGAAUCACUCAAAGGGUUUGCCUUCUGCUUCCUCUCAUCUAAAAUUUGCACUUUUGGUACCUUCAGGCCCAUGUGGAUACUUCAUCUUACCUCUAGAAUGAACCCUAGGGGCAAAUGAUGGUAUGCCUGCCAGGGAUGGAAAUUGUGGCCUGUUCCUUGACUUUCCCAUUCCAUUCCCGAACAGGCAAGAUGUGGAAAUGGGCCUUGUAGAUUAUGGAGGGCCUUAAAACUGGAGAAGUAGAGGGGCAAUGCCACCCAUGUGCCUGGAAGUAGAAAUUAAUUUCUGCUCCGCAUUGUUUUUCCAUUGUGAAAAAAAGAGUGGGAAUAAUUUUUAAUAGUUGAGAUGUCAGAGCUGGUUUCCUAUGUGACUGUGUGACAUUUCGUGUUUACUGCUGCAUGUAAAUCAGUGACAGCGGAGAUUCUCCCUUCAUACUUCUGAUCAUUGUAGAAGAUCCUUUAUUAUCUCUAACCUCCACAUUUUGGGUGGGCGAAGUUGAAUCAUUAUUAGAAGUACGGGGUUCUUGUGUCCUUUUGUCCCAUAGUGGGAUUUUAUGACGUCACACGCCAGUACAGAUGCCAGUGUGGAAAUUCUGGUUCUGUUGUUGAGCUGCCACUCUGACUCUCCAGGUGGGCGAUCACUUGGCAGGGCUCUUCUGUGAACCUCAAAAUGUCAGUUGGUGUGCUUCCUCUGCGCUUUGUUUUUGAAAUUACAUGUACGUGGACGGGAACGCAAGGAUCCUCAGCUUGGUUUUGCUGCAGCCGUCCAGAAGGAAACGUGGCCACUGCAGCGACCAGAGGACGGGUCUGUAGUUCACCAGGGCUGCCUCAAAAGAACCUCCUCCAUCUGCGAGGGUGGCAGCAGGGCUGCUGCUGAGAGCACCCUCAGGCCGUGCCCCCAGGAGAUCUGGGCCAAGGGCGGCCGCCCCAAGCAGCAUUCUUCCAAGGCAGGGGCCGGAUUGCUUGCUUGGUUUUCAGUACAAUCAUGAAGAAGAUUCUACUAAGAGCCCUUGAAAGAAAUCUCUUCUCAGGAAAGAGCGGAGGCGACCGAGGACAUAAUUCAGUUCUGGGGGCGUAGAGUGUAAUAUUGGCUAAAAUCAGAGUUUUUUCCCAUCCUCGCGCAGGUGUCAUAAUGGGCCACGGGCAGCUCUGAGCCCUAGCGGCUGGUCCUGGCGCCCCGGUCAAGCUGCCUGCCGUGCCACUCGAGCCUCUCGGGGGCCAGUCGGGGACAGCUUGAGAGGGUUGCCACUUGGCGGCCUCCUCGGAGUCCAGACCAAAUGGGAAUUUGCACGCUUCCGUACUGGUGGCUGUUCUCGUGCCAUUAUCCCAUGGUUUUUGUUUAUUCCUGUAAUCUUUGAGUUUCAAAUUUCUCUUUUUCUAGUGUUUAAAUUAUGGAAAUAAAAAAUUAAAAUAAAA
This is a messenger RNA of Candoia aspera, 9101 nucleotides long. It is a transcript of the gene PRR14L, whose product is annotated as proline rich 14 like. The record is from RefSeq and is a predicted model, not a curated record. The coding region runs from base 91 to 6522 and encodes 2143 amino acids. Lineage: Eukaryota; Metazoa; Chordata; Lepidosauria; Squamata; Candoiidae. The transcript is spliced from 8 exons.